AUGGACGCUCUCAACUUUAUCCUCUUCGACCUCAACCCGCGACUCGUCGAGAGUUGGAAGACGGAGUUCGAUAAGAUCGUACCUCCUGAAUGCGCAAAGCACGUCGAAAUCAAGCACUGCACACUGGGAAAUCUCCAAAAGCCCAUCGACUGCCUCGUUUCCCCCGCCAAUUCCUUCGGUCGUCUUGACGGAAGCUACGACGCAGUCCUUUCUGAAGCCUUGGCCCCUGCCUCAGAUCCUGAUGCGCUCACACGCGCGGCCCAGACGACCCUCUACGCACGCUGGCGCGGCUUCGCGCCGCCCGGGACCUGCACGCUCGUCCCGCUCACGGGAACGCCAUGCGCGGACAACCCGACCGGAUGCCGCGUGCUCGCGCUCUGCCCCACGAUGCGCAUCCCGAGCUCGGUCUCGUGGCACCGCGAGAUCGUGUACAACUGCGUGUGGUCGCUGCUCGUGGCCGUGGACCAGCACAACGCGGACGCGGGCCCCGGGGAACGUAUACGCAACGUCGCGAUGACCGGACUGGCGACGGGCGUCGGGCGCGUCCCCGUGGAGGUGUGCGCGGUGCAGACCGCGCUGGCGUUUGCGCACUUUCACGAGGCGAAGGCUGAUCCGGAGAAGUGGUCGCGGUUGGAAUGGGGGGAUAUCAUGGAGAUGCCGCUGAGUGAUCCCAGUAGCCCUCACCGUAAGCGUUGA
Messenger RNA from Epithele typhae, 696 nucleotides. Its product is annotated as macro domain-like protein. Bases 1 to 696 code for a protein of 231 amino acids. The record is from RefSeq and is a predicted model, not a curated record. The transcript is spliced from 3 exons. Lineage: Eukaryota; Fungi; Basidiomycota; Agaricomycetes; Polyporales; Epitheliaceae.